UGAACUCGAAACACAUCGAGUAGUAUUCCAAAGUUGAAAUAUCAUCAGUAAAUAUGGCUUAUGUGUUGUUGGAACAACAAAAAUUGGAUUUCAAACUAAGAACUUUGGAAUUCAAAUUGAAUCAAUGGCAAAGGCGUAUGACAGAUGAAGAUGUUACUGCAAAAAUUCAUACCGGUAAAAUUCGUGGCUCCAAACGGUUGAGCAUUUAUAACAAAGUUUACUAUAGCUUUGAGCAUAUACCUUAUGCACUGCCACCGACUGGGGAUUUGAGAUUUCGUGCCCCCAAGCCCAUGACUUCGUGGAAUCAUGUAAAGGACUGUUCAUACAAUGGACCAAAAUGUAUCCAACUCAAUCCUAUGGAUUUGAAAAUUGAUGGUUCUGAAGACUGUCUCUUUGUGAAUGUGUAUACAAAUAAUUUAAAGCCAAUCAAACCUCGAGCCAUAAUGUUUUGGGUUCAUGGUGGCGCAUUUCAAUUUGGUGAAGCUAGCAGUGAAUAUUAUGGCCCAGAGUAUUUCAUUGAGAAAGACAUUAUACUGAUAACAGUCCAGUAUCGAGUAGGUGCAUUAGGGUUUUUGAGUCUCAACGAACCUGGUUUACAUACACCUGGCAAUGCUGGCCUCAAAGACAUUAUUCUAGCCCUCAAAUGGGUUAAGAGAAAUGCUGCCUGCUUUGGUGGUAACCCUGACAAUGUGACUAUAUUUGGUGAAAGUGCCGGUGGGUGUGCCGUUCACCUAUUGACAUUGAGUGAACAUGCUCGAGGUCUCUUCCACCGUGUAAUUUUACAAUCGGGUAUUGCCACCGGUGAUUGGGCCAUAUCAGAUUGUGCUUCACGUGCCUAUGAGUUGGCUCAAAAUGCUGGCUACAAAGGGGAAAACAAGGAGCGUCUAAUUCUCAAAUAUUUGCUAAAAUUGCCAGCCGAAGAAAUAGUCCGAGCUGAAAGUAAAUGUGUAACACGCCAUGAUCGUGAAUUGUUUGGUUUUGCGCCUUGUGUGGAACCGUAUUUUACGGCGCACACCGUGAUCUGUAAAUCAGUGGAAGAGUUAUUACCCCAUGCCUGGGGUAAUAGUCUACCUAUGAUCUUGGGAGCAAAUUCUUUGGAAGGACUUUUCUUUAAACGCCGCGCCGUUAUGUUUCCAGAGGUUUACCAAAAACUAUUGGAAACCUGCACCCAUUAUGUCCCAAAGAGUGCUGCCGCUAACCAGGAAAGUCCCGAAUGCAUUGAAAAGGGUCAGAAAUUGCGUAAAAUUCAUGUGAAAGGAGAUCCACCUUCAUUGGAGGAUAUGUAUGAGAUCAUUUCGUACUCCCUAUAUUGGCAUCCCUUACAAAAAGCCAUUGAGGCGCGUUUAAAGUAUGCCCGCAAAGCUCCAACCUUUCUAUACCGUUUCGAUUUUCAUUCCAACAAACUUAUAAAUCCUUUUCGAUUAUUGUAUGCAUCGAGCGAGGAAGAAACCAAUGGCCAGAGUGGUGUAGCCCACACCGAGGAACUUUCGUUUCUCUUUAGCACUGUGUUGGCCAAACCGAUGGAGCGACAAAGUCGCGAAUAUAAUUGUUUGAAAAGCAUGAUUUCACUAUGGACACAUUUCGCUGAGACAGGAAAUCCAAACAGUGCUAAAAUGGCAGAUAUCAAAUGGCGACCAUUGCAGGACCGCAAUUCGAGCAACAGCAUUGAGUCGUCAACAUACAAAUGUUUAAAUAUUGGAGAUGAGUUAAAAUUCAUCGAUUUGCCGGAAAUGGAAAAACUCAAAGUAUGGCAAAGUCUAUACGAAAUGCAUCGCACAAUGCCGGAAAAUACCCGUGGUGGCGUUGAUGUCACAAGCUAUGCUAAAUCCUCAUUGUAGGCGUAAGGAAAAAAAGGAAGAAGCACAAAGUCAAUGUUGGCUCAGUAUAAAAAAAAUCCAUUUAUGAUUGUAUCGUUGAGAAUUUGAUAUAAAAUUUAAAUAAAUGUGUAUGUACAUACUUUUGUUACCAUUAUAUGAGACUAUUAUCAAAAUACAUGAAAAAAUAUAU
Stomoxys calcitrans (stable fly) is the source of this 2007-nucleotide messenger RNA. RefSeq names its product esterase B1. Bases 54 to 1838 code for a protein of 594 amino acids. The transcript is spliced from 6 exons. NCBI's taxonomy places the organism in Eukaryota, Metazoa, Arthropoda, Insecta, Diptera, Muscidae. The record is from RefSeq and is a predicted model, not a curated record.